This is a messenger RNA of Cercocebus atys (sooty mangabey), 5262 nucleotides long. It is a transcript of the gene HK3, whose product is annotated as hexokinase 3 (white cell). Gene Ontology annotation, cellular component: mitochondrion; cytosol. Gene Ontology annotation, molecular function: glucokinase activity; D-glucose binding; mannokinase activity. Gene Ontology annotation, biological process: glucose 6-phosphate metabolic process; glycolytic process; intracellular glucose homeostasis. The coding region runs from base 2177 to 5059 and encodes 960 amino acids. The transcript is spliced from 19 exons. Lineage: Eukaryota; Metazoa; Chordata; Mammalia; Primates; Cercopithecidae. The record is from RefSeq and is a predicted model, not a curated record.
UCACGAAGUCCUGACCUCAAGUGAGGUCACCUCGGCUUCCCAAAGUGAGCCACCAUGCCUGGCCAGCCCUGGACUGUUGAGGUUGUGGGAGGGCUCUUCAAUUUAACAAAAAUUUACUGAUACUUGUUCCUUACCAGACACAGAAGUGAGGUCUAAGGCUGCAUGGGUGAAUAAGAAACAUUCUCUGGGAGCCCACAGUACAAUGGAGAAGAUGAACACAUACACAGAUGCCUUUAAUAAACAGAUAUAAAUGCAGUGAUACAAGAACAUCCAAGAUAAUACGGAACGAGUAAGCAGACCACACUCAGAUGGGGUCAGGGCCAGGAGGAGCUUUUCAGGGAAGGGCUCCUCAUUGUCGUUGAUUAUAAUUUAAGGGAUGAGGAAAAAGGUGAAAAGGUGGAAGAGGCCAAAGGGAGGGUCAUUCCAGACAAGUCAGUGCAAACAAAGACACAACAGAAGUAGCUCCAUGUGUGUAGGAGAGCUGCAAGGCACGUUCAUGAUAUAAAGGGUGUGGAGCAAAUUGGGGGAGCUUGUUGAGGAUCUCUAUGCCUGGCCGGGGGCACUGUGGGUGGGGAAAAGCCUGUGAGCAAGCUCAGAGGGAAGGCCUGACCUCCCAGCCCAUUGGCAGUGCUCUGCGUGUGCCCGCCUCUCCCCCAGCGAACUGUUGUUCCUCAUUCCUUAGCUCCAUCUGCACAGUUGGAGAUUGGCAUUAAGGGGCUCUGAGGGAACCUUGUGAGGACUUGUCCUUCCCUUUGUUGGUCAGUGGCCACCUGGUGUCUGAAGAGAACUGCUGGCAGCUGCAGUGCCUCUGCUAUAGCCAGGCUAUCCCAGCUGCUCACAGACCUCACGCUCAGCCAUCCUUCUCCCUCCACUGGCCUUGACCCAGACUUUCCCUGGCAUUCUGACUAGGGAACCAGGACCCCUGCUCCUGGGGUCUGGACACAGACCUUCCAGAAACACAGAUGAAGAGCCCUGGCAAUGCUUGUCAGGGGCAUAUCCUCACCCUGGCUCAAGAAAUUGCAGGCUGUCAGCAUGAAUCACAGCUGGGCCUUUCAUAUUCAGUUCCACAUUCUCCUCUCCCCACUGAACAAAGUGGAGAGGGACUGGGAUCCCAGGCUAGGCGGGAUGCUAUGUUGUUUGUGACAGCCACUCUACCCUCCGCCACCCCAUCCCCCACUUCCCUGCCUUUCACAGCCUAUUUGCCUGGUUGGUACCCAGUAAACUUCACAGCAGGACUGAUGUUUGCCAUGUUUCCAGGCCUCUUCAUGCCACUACUGAUAGAGGAGCCACCAUCCCUGGUCUCCAUCCUGAUGUCAUGUGGAGGUCUUCUACUAUCUGUGGAUAAUGAUAGAGUUACUGCUGACAAGGCAGCCUGAAGCUUUAAAGUGUAUCCAUGCGUUCAACAAAGAUUGUUGCAGGCUGUCUGGUAUUCUACGUUGGUGCCCCAAGGUUCUGUGCCUUUGAGGGGAAAUUUCCGCAGAGAGACAGUUUGUUGGCCAAUAGCUCCACAGCAGCCUAACACUCCCCUUCUCCUUCCAGUAAAGAAGACCUACCGUGUGAAGCUACUCUCCCUGCUCAGCCUACAGACUAAAGUCUAGACUCUGCAGUCUGCCUGUCACCUCCUCUCCCACCAUAUAUCCCCGCUUCGGUGUAUCCUCUUCAGGCGCCUGGAGCUGCACCUCAUUCCAUGAAGGCACCUGUAUGUGUGUGUGAUUUAUGGUUGUGUACGUGCUCUCCACUUGGUCAAGGACCACUUUUGUCAGCAUACUGUUCUUUCUUCAAGGCUCAGCUUCUUCAACUAGCCCUGCCCACUUUCUGCAGAGUCAGCCCCUUCCUCUUGUGCUCCCACAUUGCCUCUUGCUCAAAAGUACUUACCAUAACCUUUCCAGGCCCAGCUCCUUCCAGGGGCGAGCCACCACCUCAAAACUCAUUUUAUUUGCAAAAUAAAUAGCCCUCAGCAUUGUAGAGGGAAUGGCCCAAAACCUUAGACCCAGUUCAAGGCUCCACUUUGCGGUGAUCAUCUUGCUCAAGUUUUCACCACAGCCUUGCCUAGCCUGGGCUACUCUUAGGGCAGGCCUGGAAGGAAGUGCAGCUUCCUGAAUUAGCUGAUGUUUGGUAAGUGGUGGUGGAGGAAAAGGGUGGGGCUUGAGGAUAUUAUAACUCAGGUCACCCCUGAAUGUCACUUUUGGUCAUUGGGGUGCCUCAUAUUGCCAGACAAGAGCUCAGACCUGAGGAGAGUGGCCAGCUUCUGUGUGUCCCAGGUGGCCAGCCUCCACUGUGGAAGCUCAUGGACUCCGUUGGAUCUGCAGGGUUGCGGCAGGGGGAAGAAGCCCUGAGUUACCCUGAGGAGGGCUUGCCCGGGCCCUCAGACAGCUCAGAGCUGGUGCAGGAGUGCCUGCAGCAGUUCAAGGUGACAAGGGCACAGCUACAGCAGAUCCAAGCCAGCCUCUUGGGUUCCAUGGAGCAGGCGCUGAGGGGACAGGCCAGCCCUGCCCCUGCGGUCCGGAUGCUGCCUACAUACGUGGGCUCCACCCCACAUGGCACUGAGCAAGGAGACUUCAUGGUGCUGGAGCUGGGGGCCACAGGGGCCUCACUGCGUGUUUUGUGGGUGACUCUAACUGGCAUUGAGGGGCAUAGGGUGGAGCCCAGAAGCCAGGAGUUUGUGAUCCCCCAAGAGGUGAUGCUGGGUGCUGGCCAGCAGCUCUUUGACUUUGCUGCCCACUGCCUGUCUGAGUUCCUGGACACGCAGCCUGUGAGCAAACAGGGUCUGCAACUUGGCUUCAGCUUCUCUUUCCCUUGUCACCAGACGGGCCUGGACAGGAGCACCCUCAUUUCCUGGACCAAAGGUUUUAGGUGCAGUGGUGUGGAAGGGCAGGAUGUGGUCCAGCUGCUGAGAGACGCCAUUCAGAGGCAUGGGGCCUACAACAUCGACGUGGUUGCCGUGGUGAACGACACAGUGGGCACCAUGAUGGGCUGUGAGCUGGGAGCCAGGCCGUGUGAGGUUGGGCUAGUUGUAGACACGGGCACCAAUGCAUGUUACAUGGAGGAGGCGCGGCACGUGGCAGUGCUGGAUGAAGACCGGGGCCGCGUCUGUGUCAGCGUCGAGUGGGGCUCCUUCAGUGAUGUUGGGGCGCUGGGGCCAGUGCUGACCACCUUCGACCACACCCUGGACCAUGAGUCCCUGAAUCCUGGUGCUCAGAGGUUUGAGAAGAUGAUUGGAGGCCUGUAUCUGGGUGAGUUGGUGCGGCUGGUGCUGGCUCACUUGGCCCAGCGUGGGGUCCUCUUUGGUGGCGGCACCUCCCCUGCCCUGCUGAGUCGAGGCAGCAUCCUCCUGGAACACGUGGCUGAGAUGGAGGACCCCUCUGCUGGGGCAGCCCGUGUCCGUGCUAUCCUGCAGGACUUGGGCCUGAGCCCUGGGGCUUCGGAUGUUGAGCUUGUGCAGCACGUGUGCACGGCCGUAUGCACGCGGGCUGCCCAGCUCUGUGCUGCCGCCCUGGCCGCUGUUCUCUCCCACCUCCAGCACAGCCGGGAGCAACAAACACUCCAGGUCGCUGUGGCCACUGGAGGCCGAGUGUGUGAGCGGCACCCCAGGUUCUGCGGCAUCCUGCAGGGGACAGUGAUGCUCCUGGCCCCGGAAUGCGAUGUCUCCUUCAUCCCCUCUGCGGAUGGUGGUGGCCGGGGAGUGGCGAUGGUGACUGCCGUGGCUGCCCGUCUGGCUGCCCACCGGCGCCUGCUGGAGGAGACCCUGGCCCCGUUCCGGUUAAACCACGAUCAGCUGGCAGCGGUUCAGGCACAGAUGCGGAAGGCCAUGGUCAAGGGGCUCCGAGGGGAGGCCUCCUCCCUUCGCAUGCUGCCCACUUUUGUCCGGGCCACGCCUGACGGCAGCGAGCGAGGGGAUUUCCUGGCCCUGGACCUCGGGGGCACGAACUUCCGUGUCCUCCUGGUACGUGUGACCACAGGUGUGCAGAUCACCAGCCAGAUCUACUCCAUUCCUGAGAGUGUGGCCCAGGGCUCUGGGCAGCAGCUCUUUGACCACAUUGUGGACUGCAUCGUGGACUUCCAGCAGAAGCAGGGCCUGAGUGGGCAGAGCCUCCCACUGGGUUUUACCUUCUCCUUCCCAUGUAGGCAGCUUGGCCUGGACCAGGGCAUCCUCCUGAACUGGACCAAGGGUUUUAAUGCAUCAGACUGUGAGGGCCAAGAUGUCGUGAAUCUGUUGCGGGAAGCCAUCACGCGCAGACAGGCAGUGGAGCUGAAUGUGGUUGCCAUUGUCAAUGACACGGUGGGGACCAUGAUGUCCUGUGGCUAUGAGGACCCCCGUUGCGAGAUAGGCCUCAUUGUCGGAACCGGCACCAAUGCCUGCUACAUGGAGGAGCUCAGGAAUGUGGCGGGCGUGCCUGGGGACUCAGGCCGCAUGUGCAUCAACAUGGAGUGGGGUGCCUUUGGGGACGAUGGCUCUCUGGCCAUGCUCAGCACCUGCUUUGAUGCAAGUGUGGACCAGGCGUCCAUCAACCCCGGCAAGCAGAGGUUUGAAAAGAUGAUCAGCGGCAUGUACCUGGGGGAGAUCGUCCGCCACAUCCUUUUACAUUUAACCAGCCUUGGCGUUCUCUUCCGGGGCCAGCAGACCCAGCGCCUUCAGACCAGGGACAUCUUCAAGACCAAGUUCCUCUCUGAGAUCGAAAGCGACAGCCUGGCCCUGCGGCAGGUCCGAGCCAUCCUAGAGGAUCUGGGGCUGCCCCUGACCUCAGAUGAUGCCCUCAUGGUGCUAGAGGUGUGCCAGGCCGUGUCCCAGCGGGCUGCCCAGCUCUGUGGGGCGGGUGUAGCUGCUGUGGUGGAGAAGAUCCGGGAGAACCGGGGCCUGGAAGAGCUGGCAGUGUCUGUGGGGGUGGAUGGAACGCUCUACAAGCUGCACCCGCACUUCUCCAGCCUGGUGGCAGCCACGGUGCGGGAGCUGGCCCCUCGCUGUGUGGUCACGUUCCUGCAGUCAGAGGAUGGGUCCGGCAAAGGUGCAGCCCUGGUCACCGCUGUUGCCUGCCGGCUUGCACAGUUGACUCGUGUCUGAGGAAAUCUCCAGGCUGAGGAGGCUCCACCGCAGCCUUGCUGGACCUGCGUCGGGGUCUGCCUGUUUCCCAGCCAGGCCCAGCCACCCAGGAUUCCCGGGACAUCCCACGUGUGACCCCUCUGUGGCCAUCUGGCCUUUCUCCCUGGCUUUCCCCGAGAGAAGUAGCACUCCGGUUAGCAAUAUAUAUAUAUAAUUUAUUUACA